This is a messenger RNA of Bubalus bubalis (water buffalo), 5409 nucleotides long. It is a transcript of the gene FAM168B, whose product is annotated as family with sequence similarity 168 member B. Lineage: Eukaryota; Metazoa; Chordata; Mammalia; Artiodactyla; Bovidae. The transcript has 7 exons. The coding region runs from base 258 to 845 and encodes 195 amino acids. The record is from RefSeq and is a predicted model, not a curated record.
AGGUUUGGGUUAGGCGGCCGCGCAGCGUCGGCGAGGAGCGCGGGCUGCGCAGAGGCGGGCCGGGCAGAGCGGGGCGAGCGGGAGCGCGGGCCGGGUAAGCGGCGGUGGCGGCGACCCGGGCCUCGCGGCUCAGCCCCGCAACGGAGCAGGCCUGCGCAGCGCGCGCCUCUCACCGAGCCCGACCGCUGAGCCCGCCCUGGACCGGCGAGCUCUGAUCACUGAGGCCCAGUCUGCCCUCGCGGCGCGUUCUUGAAAUCAUGAAUCCUGUUUAUAGCCCGGGUUCUUCUGGGGUACCCUAUGCAAAUGCCAAAGGAAUUGGUUAUCCAGCUGGUUUCCCAAUGGGCUAUGCAGCAGCAGCUCCUGCCUACUCCCCCAACAUGUACCCUGGAGCGAAUCCUACCUUCCAAGCAGGUUACACUCCUGGCACUCCUUACAAAGUGUCCUGUUCCCCCACCAGCGGGGCAGUGCCACCGUAUUCCUCCUCCCCCAACCCUUACCAGACUGCUGUGUACCCCGUGCGAAGUGCCUACCCCCAGCAGAGCCCGUAUGCACAGCAAGGCACGUACUACACCCAGCCCCUGUAUGCAGCACCCCCUCAUGUCAUCCACCACACCACGGUGGUGCAGCCCAACGGCAUGCCGGCGACGGUGUACCCUGCUCCCAUCCCUCCACCGAGAGGCAACGGGGUCACCAUGGGUAUGGUGGCGGGCACCACUAUGGCCAUGUCAGCGGGUACCCUGCUGACUGCCCACUCCCCAACUCCUGUUGCUCCCCACCCUGUCACUGUGCCCACGUAUCGGGCCCCAGGAACGCCCACCUACAGCUAUGUGCCCCCUCAGUGGUGAUCACCCUGCAAACGUUUGUGGAUGGAGCUGUGCAGUCACAUCAUGGAGGUUCCACAGCUGGUGCUGCAGGCCUUCUGCCUCCAACCAGGACUUUCUUCGUAAUGCUCUCGACACUUAGCUAAACACUACUGCAGCCAGCCUAGCAGGUCCCAGCGCCCUCAGUCUCCAGUGGACUCUUUGGGUUCGUCUUACAGCAGAUCCUGUUUGGUGGGCUGCCAGGCAACUUUUUAGCUAACUGUAAUGAUAAAAGGGAGUAUUAAUCUAUUCUGAAUCAUAUCUAGUUGAAUGCAUGUUAAAAAAAACACACACACACACACACAAAAAGCUUGCUCAAUCUACCUGCAGUGACUGAUGCAGAACCAUCAUAUGCAAAAUCCAAAGGAAUGGAAAAGUAUUUUACAACUUGUAUCACUAAUGCACUGUUGUAAUGUAUGCAGAGUCUUAAAGUUAUAAGUGUUAAAGUGAAUUUCUUCAUAGAGCAUCUGAGAUCUCUUCGAUGAUUCUUCAGCCUUUUGGGGUUGAGGUGGGUUGCCAGUUGGAUACGUGGACUUUGACUUUCCAGCCAUCUGUUCCUUUCACGCUGACCACAGUGAGAGAGAGUUGCAGGCACGGGGAGAGUGUGGGGAGGCCCAGCACUGCUUGGGGUGCAGCCAGGUUAAUGGCUUUCUUUCCAUUUAGGCUUGUGGGGUCUGUGUGCUGUGGAUGUUCUUAGGGAUUACCAUGAAAGAUUAGAGUAGGGUGCCAGUACAGUGAGGUGAUAUAACAGCAAAACAGUUUUCUCUAAACGCUGUCUAAAUUUUUGUUACAAAUCACUUACAGAUGGAUACAAUGUUUUCUAUAUCUUUAUUGGAAAAGUCCUUUGUAAAGCUUAAAUUUUUUUCCUGGGAUGGAAGAGAAACAGCCACACUUGGAGGAGGUAUUGGCCUCUCCUUUAUUUAGCUUAGGAAAAGUCAUCCCUAUUUUUUUUCCCCUGAGAAAUGUUUUAGUCUCCUGAAAACGUGUAGGAAUUGCUGUUCUCCCUCCCACAAGGAAGGGCAACGAUACCAGCUGUGUUACGAAGAAAGCUGUACAUUGAAGAACUGUUAAACGGGAACAAAGCUUUGACACUGAUGGUUUCUUGCAGAGAGGCAGGGCUGUGGCUGUCCUUAGGCCCCCCGCUUGAUGGGGACUUGUCCUGCGGACACUUGGAGGGGCUUGUGGAGAUGGGAGUGGGAGGGUGAGGCAGUGGCUGGCCUGUUGUCUGUGUCCCCUUCGACCAUCUCUCCUGUGGCUGAGGAGACUUGGCACAAAGCGGUGGACAGCACAGGGCCAGGCAGCAUCGAAACAGGGAUGCCAGUCAGAGCGUGUUUGCCUGUCAUUACAGAAAGGAGUUUGUGUCUAAAAUCUGAGUAUUGUACAUAAGAAGCCAAGAGGAUUUUUUUUUUUUUUUUUUUUUUUUGCUUAAAUGUCCCCAGCCUGUAUCAAUGGUUGUAUGUGUCUGCCUGUCCUCAGAUGGAGUCAGAGGGGCUGGGGGUGGUGAGGGUUUGUGGCCCUUCAGCCUGUUGGGGGUGGGGGUGCCCCACUCCACCCUGUCAUCGUUUCGAGUGCUGUGGGCCUUGGCUGGGGAGGGGACCCUAACUCUUCUUACAGCUCUGGCAGCUGAUCAGGGCUCUGGCACUGGGAUGGCAUUCAGCCCUGGUUGGUGAGUGGGACAACUGACCGCUGAGCCUUUGGUAACCGUAUUUUCUAUAGUAAGUAUUCGUCAUAGUUUUCUUUUUCACAUUUUAUUUUAUAAAAAGUUUAGGGAUAUUUUUGCAUGGAUCAUUGUAAACAGAAGAUUUAUUUCUACUGUCUGUAACAUAGUAUGUUUACUUAUAAGUACUUUAAAUUGGAGAGCACUUAACCCACCUGUGUAUGUAUGUGUUUGUGUGUGUCUGUGUGUGUAGCAGUUAUUUACCCCAGGCACACCAUGUCCACUUCAACUCAUUGUUGGUUAUUCUAUCUGUUUAGUGGGUGGUUGGUAAUGUUCUGAUGGUUCCGGGGCAGAACUGAUCGGUAGCAGAGAAGUAGGUUUCCCCAGUUUAGUGUAGUAAGUGAGUUUUGUAUAACUCUUUAAAAGUCCCAGUCUCUCUCUGUCACACACACACACACACACACACACACACACACACACCCCUGUAAGGGUUACAGUCAUUGAGUUUUGUAUAACUCUUUAAAAAGUCCCAGUCUUUCUCUGUCACACACACACACACACACACACACACACACACACACACACACACACACACACACACACACACCUGUAAGGGUUACAGUCAUUUGAAUUCAGGAGGAAGUUAUGAGGCUGUUUCUUCAGUAUUGUCUGAGACACAACACACAGGGUGAGUGUUUUCACGAGCACUGAAUUAAAUGGUGUUUUUAAGAGAAAAAAAAGAGUGGGUUGUGUUUUCUCCCCAUUUACAUCAACUUAUAAAUACUUAGCCCCCUUUAAUUUCUAAAAAAUCUUACUUCCCUUUUGUGAGGUUGAGCUGGGAAGCUUCAUCAAAUACUGCUGCAUUAUGGAAUACCUAUGUGUGGAAGUCUUUUUCAACUUUGAAACUAUCAGGGCAUCAGUUAUCAAGUAUGAAAGGUAGAGCGUGUCUAGCAGGUGAGAAUCUGGACAUAAUGAAUAGUAUAACAAAACUAUCAUAUGUUGUAAUUUUAGCAGCAUUUAGUUCCAGUAAAAUUAAGGAAUAGAGCUUCUGUAAUAAAAUGCAUAAUUUGAUAUCCUAAGCACAAUAGUAGAAUAUUCAGAGAAAUUUUGCAUUUUUCGUAUGUGACAUUCUUAAUUUGAGAGUCUUUUAGCUAAAUUACAGUUAUUUUAGAAAUUGAGACAGGCGAGUAAAGGAAUUAAUUCUGUAACAGAUACCAUCAUGGGUAUUUUUUAAAAAUUCUGUUCUAUAGCCCUCCUCUAAGGUUUAGGAGAUAUGUUUCUCUUGUUUGGAUCUGGGCCAGGUGACUGAACAUUUUCCGAUGAGUGAUGGUCCCAUCAGCUUGCUAUCUUUGAGGGGUGCAGCCAGCGUCAGGACCAGGGCCACUCAUGGUAACAAGCACAGAGGCACUUCAGGAUCUUUUAUGUCUCUUGUGUUCAGUCUUCUCUGAACAUUUUCGUUGGUUUGGUUACUAGGCCUCCCAGUUACAUUACGUGACUCUGUUUCUUGAGUGCUAUGCAAAUGCGGUGUUUAUAGGAGCCAGGGGCGGUCCUGAGCCUCAGGCUGGGAACCUGGUCAGUGUGUGCCCCCUCCCAGACCGGGCUCGUAGUGCCUCUCCCUCUGCUGGCGUUGGCACUGCACACACAGGAAGAGGAUCUGGGGGCUCGGGGUGUGCCCGUCUCGCAGUGCUGUCCUGUCACAGAGGGGCGAGAGCAUAGCUGACACUGGAUGCAUCCAUGUUGGGCCUGCUGUUUAAGAAGGAGACCCAGACUUCUUCACCUGAACUUGGUAGACAUAUGGAAACAGUAUUACUCUGACCAGUUGGGCCGCCUUCUCCCUAUCUGGCAGCUAACGGCUGGACGCCCCAGUUCUUGCCAGCCUGGGCAUCUCCCAGACAGGAUAGGACACCUGUCUGACAUCCUCUGGCCAUGCAAGGGCAGGCUUGAGGAUGUGGGGCUUGAGGUGGGGGACAGCUUCUGGCUCUUCUCUUGGUGCUUUCUAAGGAGGGGGUGUGUCUUUAGAGCGGAGUGGUUGGCAUAGGGGAAGGGCGGCCUGCGUGACUCCCUCUCUACAUUUCAAAUGUUGGCAUGUUUUUUUCUCCUGAGCUGUUUAACACUCAGCCUGAGCUUUCUGAAAGGAGCCUGCAGAUGACAUGCUACAGAGAAGGGUCUGAUCUUUUCAGGUAGAAAGUUGCAGAGUUGAUGUUUCAGAGGAUUUGUCUUUCCCUACCCUAUUGACUUGAAGAAUAGAAAACCUCUGGUGUAAUCUUAUUUGAAUCCCCAGGACCAACCUCCAGUCACUUGGGACAGAGACGGGAGAGCCUGGCACCUCUGCGCAGGGAACGUGCAGUGAGCACUGGGAGGCUGUGCUUCCAGGACGCGGGUGUUGAGAGAUGAUGAGUGUCUUACUUGGCCUCCUGAGCCCUGCUGGUCUCCUGUAGGUCCUUGUGCAGACCAGUGGUUAGCAGAAGGCCAGCUCUCCUGUGUUCCUGGGGGAUUGCUGUGAUGAUGGCCACUCAAGAGAGACCUAAGGGAGCCCCUGUUACUGACUAGGAAACGGUUGUUUUUUUUUUUGUUUUGUUUUGUUUUUUUAAUGGUUUUUGAAGACUGUUUUUUUAGACCAUUCUCUUAGUACUCUUUAAAAACUUAAGUCAACAUUGUCUUCCAGUGUUAAAGGCACUCCCCGCCUUUGCAUUGAACUAAGGUGUCAGUCGAUACAAAGGAAUGGAACAUCCAUCCUGAGCCAAUUCCAUAAUGUGUAAAUUCUUACUAUUUUAAUUUUUUAUGCAAUCUGAUGAGUAGAUGAGCUCAGAUUUAAAAUUCUUAAAAGCACGUUUAUUGUAAAUUGUUAUGUAUUAAUACUGCAGUUUUCAAUAAAGAUUGACUUGUGUUGCA